AUGUCGUCCGACCCCUCGCCCCACCUCCCGUCGCCGGUGGCCCCGCCGGGCGCGGCGGAGGCGGAUCCCCAGCCCCUGCCCCUGCCCCAGCCCGCUGAGCCGCCCGAGGUGAUGCACCGGACGAGGGCCGUCGACUUCCUCGGGCGACGCACGCCCAUCGUCUACCAGAACGACAACGGGCCCUGCCCCCUCCUCGCCAUCUGUAACGUGCUUCUGCUGAAGAAUGUGAUCAGCCUGAACCCUGACGAGGGCGAGGUGUCGCAGCAGAGGUUGCUCUCGCUCGUGGCCGAGCGCCUCAUCGACCCCAACAUCGCCGUACAGGACAAGGACGAGGAGUAUGUUCGCAACAGGGAGCAGAACGUCGCGGAUGCCAUUGAUCUUCUCCCGCUACCGCAACAGGCAUUGAUGAUUGAUGACUUUGAGUUCACCGAGAACGUGCUAUAUUUGAUCUUCUGGAUAUCCCGCUAUACCAUGGAUGGAUUGUGGACCCUCAGGAUACUGAAACUGCUACUGCUAUUGGAUCGAAGUCCUACAAUGCUCUUGCCUCCGGACUUGCUGAAUUCAAGUCAGAUUCCGUCUCCCAGUGUUUCUCGUGGGAGAUCAUUUGAUGAACUUACUCUCUCAAACUCAACUGAACCACAUAAAAGGCGAGGUGACCUUGAGGAAGAAGAGGAACUGAUGAGGGUCCUCAAUCUAUCCAAAGCUGAAAGUGGGGAUGCAGUUGAUGGAGAAGUUUCUUUGGACACUUCACAUAGUCAUUCAUCGUCCAACAUGGAGACACCACAAAGUGAGAGUUUUCAGUCAGAAGCACCUGAGGUGGUGGGGGCUGCAAAAAAAGAGGAACAUGGCGAUCACGCUGUGAGUGAUGAUGGCUCCAUGCUCACAAAUGGUGCUGUUAAUGGCAGUGAAGUUGUGCUUGAAGAAUCCCAAGAAACUUUGACAUCUAAAGAACCAGAGGACAGUGGAAUAAAGAAUAUGUUACCAGGGGACCUUGAUAUACCUAUUCAAUCUUCAGAAUCUACUCCCUCUUGUCCGUCUCAUGAAUCCUUUGCUACCAGUGAUCACCAACCUGCUGUUCCUACUCUUGUUGAAGGUGAUAAAGAAACCUGCAGAGAACAGUUUGAUGUACAAAUUCAUGGCCAGUCUAAUGAUACUGAGGCUGCUUGUGACUCGUUAGUUGCAACUUGUGGAGCUGUUCCAGGUCAUGCUACAACAGAACUGGAUGUGAAAAGUGAUUUUUUAGAUAAAUCUGAGCCUCUACCUUCAAGCAUUCAUGAAUGUGAACCAAUAUACCAAGGUGAAGAGCACGUACUUGGCACCACAAAUAUGGUGUAUGAAAAUCAAGAGCCAGUGUAUGAGGGGGAGGUGGUUCUUGCUGAGCAGGCUGACAAGACUGGGGAAAGCAGCCCUUCCGUGGAUGACAAGGCCACAGAACAUCAAUGGGAGCUGAUUGAUAAUUUUCUGCAGACCACUGCUAACCAGCUGACUGUCUAUGGUCUCUUCUGUUUACAAGAGGGACUUAACGAAAGUGAGCUUUGUGUCUUCUUCCGUAAUAACCACUUCAACACUAUGUUCAAGUACAACGGAAGUCUAUAUCUCCUAGCAACUGAUCAAGGUUUUAUAAGCCAAACUGAUUUGGUAUGGCAAAGGUUGGAUGAGGUGAAUGGAGAUGGGGUUUUUCUUACCAGCAACUUCACACCAUUUAAGGCUGAAACUCCAAGAAAUGAUUCAUGGAAUGAACAGCGAGCUAUGACGAGUACUGCUGAUUAUCUUGCUCAAUUUGACAACACUUCUGGAAACUCUGAUCUGGAGCUAGCUAUAGCACUUCAACAGCAAGAGUUUGAGCGGCAGCCACAAAGGUUUCAAGCUCCACCACCACAGCAGCAACAACAACAGCAACAACCACCUCAGACGCAGCACCAACCGACUCAAUCUGGCCGACCAGGACUUGUUGUUGGUCCAAGGAGGUCCAACGUCCCACCUCCGUCGAGAAGUGAAUCGAAGAAAGAGAGGUGCAUCGUGAUGUAA
Messenger RNA from Miscanthus lutarioriparius, 2028 nucleotides. The record is from the annotation of a GenBank genome assembly. NCBI's taxonomy places the organism in Eukaryota, Viridiplantae, Streptophyta, Magnoliopsida, Poales, Poaceae.